This is a messenger RNA of Raphanus sativus (radish), 968 nucleotides long. Its product is annotated as transcription factor MYB14-like. The coding region runs from base 127 to 870 and encodes 247 amino acids. The transcript is spliced from 3 exons. The record is from RefSeq and is a predicted model, not a curated record. NCBI's taxonomy places the organism in Eukaryota, Viridiplantae, Streptophyta, Magnoliopsida, Brassicales, Brassicaceae.
ACAUUUGGCUUCUUUAGCUCUCAUAGAACUCCACACCUAUCUAAACUGCCUUCUAAUCAUUUUACUCGAUCGAAGAGGAAAAGUUGUAAAUUUUAGUUUUAUUUUCUUGAGACUGCAACGGAAAAAAUGGGAAGAGCACCAUGUUGUGAGAAAAUGGGGGUAAAGAGAGGACCAUGGACCCCCGAAGAAGAUCAAAUCUUGAUUAACUAUAUUAAUCUCUACGGUCAUUCUAACUGGCGAGCGCUUCCCAAACACGCAGGUUUACUUAGAUGUGGGAAAAGUUGCAGACUUCGUUGGAUCAACUAUCUGAGACCAGACAUCAAACGUGGCAAUUUCACUCCUCAAGAAGAACAAACUAUCAUCAAUCUACAUGAAGUCUUGGGCAACAGAUGGUCUGCAAUUGCUGCAAAAUUGCCAGGACGAACCGACAAUGAAAUUAAAAAUAUUUGGCACACUCAUUUGAAGAAAAGACUCAACAAAGACCAAAACAAUAAUGGCGGAGUCACCAAAGACCUUAACCGAACUAACGAGACCACACACGAAGACAAGGAAUCUGUGAUUGUGGACACAACUUCUACGCAACAGUUUAGAACAUUACAGAUAUCAAAUAAUAACAAUGCGGACGCUAUGAUGUCGUACGAGGACAUUUCUGCAAUGGUUGAUGAGAGUUUUUGGUCAGACGUCAUAUCGGUAGAUAAUAAGAAUAGUACAGAGAAAACGAUGGAGGAUUGGGAGGGAUUGCUGGAUAGGAAUAGUAAAAUAUAUAGUUAUAAUAACUCGAAGUUGUAUAAUGAUGAUAUGGAGUUUUGGUUUGAGGUUUUCAGUAGUAGUCGUAGGAUUGAGGAAUUUUCGGACGUAGCCGAGUUCUGAUUUUGAUUUUGUGUUGUUUUUGUCGUUAAGACUUGGAAGUCUUUUGGUAAACCAAAUAAAUAUUGGGAAAAUUGUUUUUUAACCCAAAAAAACAAUAA